Molecule: messenger RNA, 219 nt
Organism: Nannizzia gypsea CBS 118893
Lineage: Eukaryota; Fungi; Ascomycota; Eurotiomycetes; Onygenales; Arthrodermataceae
Exons: 3
Coding region: 1-219 (72 amino acids)
Source: RefSeq, a predicted model, not a curated record
AUGCCAUCACCAUUAUAUUAUCUUUCCCAAAAGCCGAGAAAAGGACGAGCGCUGACUAAGCGAGCACGAGCCUCAAAUGCCAAUAAGGUUCUCAUGUGCCAAGAAACAAUAACCGUCGAACCCCGCCAUCCCUGGUUCCUAAUGGCUGAAGACCCAUUUGAGGAUGAAAACAAUCAGCCGCAAAUGCCAGAAAUGCGGACAGUUCGGAUAGAUUACUGA